Molecule: messenger RNA, 31258 nt
Organism: Coregonus sp. 'balchen'
Lineage: Eukaryota; Metazoa; Chordata; Actinopteri; Salmoniformes; Salmonidae
Source: the annotation of a GenBank genome assembly
GGGUCCCUCCAUCCCGCCACACACUAACUGACUCUGGGCCUGUGCCAAGGCAGAAGAGGGCAUCCCCAGCCCCUAUGGAGGUGCCGGACAUGGCAGUGCCCACAGUACCAGUAGUACCCGUUGCUGACUGCUGCUCUCUGUUGUGUUCCUAUCUCCAGCACAACAAGGCUGCGGUGCAGAUCAAGCAAGACAUGAAGAAGAUGGUCCAGCUGCCCAUGCUGAGGGGGACCUCCAGGGGACCUCCAGGAGUGGAGGCCAGGGGCGGCAGGCUGUUCGGUGUGUCCCUGCUGGAGCUCAGGGAGCUGGGCCUCGUGAAGGAUGGCGUGCCCCUGGUGGUGCGGAGCAUGGUGGAGUUCCUCCGAGAACAUGGUGAGCUGAGGGGAUGGUUGGGGAUCAAGGGGGGUUGAGAGCAGAUGAGGGGCUAGGGGGUCUUUAAUGUUUCAAUACACAGUCAUUUUGUAAUGGUCAUUGUGCAUCCAUUUUGGUUGUGAUGUAGUUGUACGGAUGUUAGUGAGACUAACUUGUUAUUAUUAACAAACUAAUGAAUACGAUCAGUGAUUUCCUAGAUUUUAUAAACUUGAAAUCCACUGUCAAUAGACGGGAGUGAUAGCUGCUACUGUGAUAACCACAGCCAUAGAUAUAGAACACUGCUUUAUACUGUAUCUAUGGCCACAGCUAUCUUUCUCUGUCAUUGAGUCAAUAACCCACCUGAUUGCUGUCAAGACAACACAGGGUUAACAAUGACAGUGUUAGCCCUCAGUCCAAAGUCACUGUGUUCACUGGCCAAGAGCCUAGAAUAUGCAAGCUAGUUCCGCUUUGUAUAGGUCAUUGCAAAACAAUUUGUUACAUGAUAACAUCAACAAUACCUUUGCCACGAGACUCUUGUAGAUAAUCAUAUUAUAACACAUCAUUUUGAAUUUAUCUUCCUAUUAUGAAAAGUCAAUAUCAUAACUUAUUAGACAGUUUUUUUUAUUUUUUUAUUUUUUUAUUUUAUUUAACCUUUAUUUAACCAGGUAAGCCAGUUGAGAACAAGUUCUCAUUUACAACUGCGACCUGGCCAAGAUAAAGCAAAGCAGUGUGAUAAAAACAACAACACAGAGUUACAUAUGGGGUAAAACAAAACAUAAAGUCAAAAAUACAACAGAAAAUAUAUAUACAGUGUGUGCAAAUGUAGCAAGUUAUGGAGGUAAGGCAAUAAAUAGGCUAUAGUGCAAAAUAAUUACAAUUAGUAUUAACACUGGAAUGAUAGAGAUUAACGCAAGAGAUGAUGUGCAAAUAGAGAUACUGGGGUGCAAAUUAGCAAAAUAAAUAACAAUAUGGGGAUGAGGUAUUUGAGUGGGCUAAUUUCAGAUGGGCUGUGUACAGGUGCAGUGAUCGGUAAGGUGCUCUGACAACUGAUGCUUAAAGUUAGUGAGGGAGAUAAGAGUGUCCAGCUUCAGAGAUUUUUGCAAUUCGUUCCAGUCAUUGGCAGCAGAGAACUGGAAGGAAUGGCGGCCAAAGGAGGUGUUGGCUUUGGGGAUGACCAGUGAGAUAUACCUGCUGGAGCGCAUACUACGGGUGGGUGUUGCUAUGGUGACCAAUGAGCUAAGAUAAGGCGGGGAUUUGCCUAGCAGUGAUUUCUAGAUGGCCUGGAGCCAGUGGGUUUGGCAACGAAUAUGUCGUGAGGACCAGCCAACAAGAGCGUACAGGUCACAAUGGUGGGUAGUAUAUGGGGCUUUGGUGACAAAACGAUGGCACUGUGAUAGACUACAUCCAAUUUGCUGAGUAGAGUGUUGGAGGCUAUUUUGUAAAUGACAUCGCCGAAGUCAAGGAUCGGUAGGAUAGUCAGUUUUACGAGGGCAUGUUUGGCAGCAUGAGUGAAGGAGGCUUUGUUUUUGCGAAAUAGGAAGCCGAUUCUAGAUUUAACUUUGGAUUGGAGAUUCUUAAUGUGAGUCUGGAAGGAGAGUUUACAGUCUAACCAGACACCUAGGUAUUUGUAGUUGUCCACAUACUCUAGGUCAGACCCGUCGAGAGUAGUGAUUCUAGUCGGGUGGGCGGGUGCCAGUAGCGUUCGAUUGAAGAGCAUGCAUUUAGUUUGACUAGUGUUUAAGAGCAGUUGGAGGCUACUGAAGGAGUGUUGUAUGGCAUUGAAGCUCGUUUGGAGGUUUGUUAACACAGUGUCCAAUGAAGGGCCAGAUGUAUACAAAUUGGUGUCGUCUGCGUAGAGGUGGAUCUGAGAGUCACCAGCAGCAAGAGCGACAUCAUUGAUAUACACGGAGAAAAGAGUCGGCCCAAGAAGUGAACCCUGUGGCACCCCCAUAGAGACUGCCAGAGGUCCAGACAACAGGCCCUCCGAUUUGACACAUUGAACUCUAUCUGAGAAGUAGUUGGUGAACCAGGCGAGGCAGUCAUUUGAGAAACCAAGGCUAUUUAGUCUGCCAAUAAGAAUGCGGUGGAUGACAGAGUCGAAAGCCUUGGCCAGGUCGUUGAAGACGGCUGCACAGUACUGUCUAUUUUCGAUCGUGGUUAUAAUAUCGUUUAGGACCUUGAGCGUGGCUGAGGUGCACCCAUGACCAGCUCGGAAACCGGAUUGCAUAGCGGAGAAGGUACGGUGGGAUUCGAAAUUGUCAGUGAUCUGUUUGUUAACUUGGCUUUCAAAAACUUUCGAAAGGCAGGGCAUGAUGGAUAUAGGUCUGUAACAGUUUGGAUCUAGAGUGUCACCCCCUUUGAAGAGGGGGAUGACCGCGGCAGCUUUCCAAUCUCUGGGGAUCUCAGACGUUACGAAAGAGAGGUUGAACAGGCAAGUAAUAGGGGUUGCGACAAUUUCGUCGGCUAGGCUUUGUGUUGUGUAAAACCACAUUUUACACUCCUUAACAUCACAUGUGUUGCUGUUGUGAUCUGCAAAGGUGUAAUUUGAUUGGUAUAAAUACAAAUACAAGCUCCAUACCAUGAUAGACUUAUCCUUAUGGUUCUGUUCUCUCCUCUUGCUAUCAAAUGGUCCAUUUAGCCCUUCUAGUAGUAAUUCCCUUGUUUCCCCACUAGAGGUCAUUGUAGUGCUAUGAUACAGCAGUAGGACGACAACUUGGCACCCUCUCACAAGCUCACCACACCCACAUCAUACAUUGGGCCUUGCAGAUAGUUGUUUAAUUGUGUGUGUGGUUGAAUAAUCAGUCUAUUCAGGUCACGGGGGUCGUUGUGAUUAAGAAAUAGGGGAGACAGGAGCACGUGCCAUGUGGACAAAGAAAAAGGUAUCGUUUUUUUUGUUUUUGCUUUGGUUAUUAUUUUUUUACAAUUAUAGUUAGGUAAUAGAAAAUGUGCCUUUAAAGAGCGUUUCUUAAUUACAUUUCAAUCUCUGGCUCAAAUGAUUUGUUCUCUGCAGGGUUGCCAUUGCAGCCCACUGGUCUGGGCGCAUUCAGCAGGAUGCAACGUUUUGCAACGUUCCGAAAUAAAUAUGGCAUGUAGAACAAAAAUGCCUCUGACAUGUAGAAUAAGGAAUCACGUCAUGGCAUUUCGGUCUGCAACGUUCGACAACUGCAUGUGGCCCUGUAGACUGUUCACAACAACAGCAGAGCAACAGUUCCACGUUCAGUACUUAAUGCCGUUAAUGGUAUGUAAUCCCAGCAACUGCUGUCCAAGUUAAUAAAGUAUAACACACAUUUACACAGCCGCAGCAGAAGGUAGCCUCACGGUUAGAGCGUUGGGCCAGUAACCGAAAGGUCACUAGUUCAAAUCCCAGUGCCGACAAGUUGAAAGAUCUGUUGAUGUGAGGAGCAAGGUACUUAACCUUGCUUGCUCCAGGGUCACCGAUGAUAAUGGCUGACCCUGGCCGUGACCCCGCUCUCUGAGGGUGUCUCAGGGGGAGUUGGGAUUUGCAAAAAAGUCAUUUUCAAUUCACACACGCGUAUUAAUACACACUUGUACAUUUGUGAAAUAGGACGAAUAUAAGCGCACCCACCAAAUUAAUUAAUGAAUUAUUGUCACCCAUCAACUUGACCCUUUGUCACCCCUCCAUCCCCAGCCCUUCAUCAGGAGGGUCUGUUCAGGGUCAAUGGUAACGUACGGGCGGUGGAGGGGCUUAAGCAGCGGCUGGAGAACGGUGAGGACGUGGACUUCCUGGUUGAGGCGGAUGUGUGUACAGUGGCCAGCUUGUUCAAACAGUACCUCAGGGACCUGCCAGAAGGCCUGGUAGACUCCAGCAUACAGCCUGCCCUUAUACAGCAGCACCAGGGUAAGAACUUUUACUGUUUGAAAUAAUACGAUGUGUGUGUUUGUCUAUAAACUGUGAAGGAACUUGUCCUUGGGGGAAUAAUUGUGAGAUAAUGAUGAUCGAUUUGAUCCUAGUCUGUCAACAGUACUCUACUCUAGGGUCUUUGACCAUCACUGUCUCCAUUCACAACAUUAGAAUUGUGUUCGCUCACUUCUCUAGUCAUAUGAUCACUAUCGUACCAUAUACUGUAUACCCAUUACCAUUAACACAUCAGUGAUCAUUCUCUUAACCAUGGUGUCGAGGUCACAAAUGGACGGUAAUGAUACAUAGUCAUUAUCAUACAUAAUCAUAAUUAAGCAGCAUAAUCAUGCUCAAGUGGUGCUUCCAUUUCGUUACCAGAUACUACAUACAACACCAGUGUAAUCAGUGUUACCGUUCUUCUACAGAGAUACUAUCAGAACAAUCUACAGCUAAGAGUACCAGUUGGCACUCGCCCUAAACCGUUUCCCAAUCCCACCUUUAAAUCCUGCAGCUCUUCGCCAGUGUUAUACGUAUCUAGGUCACGGUUCUGACUUCUGAUUCGCUCGAAACAACAGGCUAUCUUUAGAUGUCUGCGUGGGUCACUGGCUGGGUCUUACACUGUGCAGGAGACAGGAGUUGACCUUUAACACAGCAGAAGUGUCUGGGGCACGGGACUGCAUGACACACACAAACAUCCGCUGACUCAGGCAGUGGAAAGGCAGCGAGGCAUGGCUUCAUUGGCUUCAGCUCAGAGUCCUUCUUCACGGACUCCUCAGUCCUAACAGUGUAUAGUAUGAGUCCAUAUAAGGUCACGCCAGUCCCAUGCCCGUCACACACUGUACUGGCAUUACUCUGGUCUUAACUCACCUCCAUGAUGAUCUGGUUCAGUCUGGAUGAUGAAAAGGGAAGGGAAAUGACACCCUAUUCCCUAUGUAGUGCACUAAUUUCGACGUACACUCUGUUUUGGUCAAAUUGCUCUGGUCAAAAGUAGCGCACUAUAUAGGGAAUAGGGUGCCAUUUGGGGCGUAGUCUCUGUUUUGGUUCAAAGUGCCUUGUGGUUGUCAGAGAUGACAGAGAGUGUAUAUUAUAAACUUGUUGGAUGAAUAGGAUUAUUUGUCAUAGCUUGGUGCCAGAGGAUGCAUUAAGAGAGUGUGGCCUUGCCGGGUACAAGUCAAUGAAGAAGCAGGACUUGGAUUGGCGAGGAAAAUGACUCAAUAUGAUUGGUUCAAGUCCCCAUGUCAAGGUACAGGAACGUGUUCAACUGAGGGAGGGGAAAAAUAAGUGAUGGAUGGAUGGAUGAGCAGACAGCAGGAGAGCAUGACAAAAAACAGAUGAAUAGAUGGAGGAGGAAUUGGUCAAUAGGUGCAUUCCCAUCGGAAUGAUAGAACGAUAGAUACGAUGGAAAGAUAGAAAGAUGGAACAAAUUAUGACAGGACACAAAUAUCUAUUUUAUAUCCCCCAGAGAGGUGGAAGGUGACCUGAAUGUUCCCGCUCUCUGUGUGGCAUGUGUGCUGUUGGACUGGCCACAUAUGAUGCAUCAUGGGUACCAGGAAACCCAUCUAAAAACCCAGUGUGGUUUGGCUGACAUUUUGCUGCCCUGGUAGGUAAUGUUACACAUUAGCAGAUUGCAAUGUUCGACCCGAAGAUUUGCCACGUGAGGGACUUUGCUGCUGCGUGACUGCCAUGGCAACGAUAAACCGGAUUACAAUAUUCUGGAUUGUGAUUCAUUUUAUUGUGAAUAUUCAGUUUAGGAUUAGAGUUGGUCAAUGUUCACUGUUUAGCCUCAAGCUGAUGUCAGUCUUUCCUCUCUUUUUCAGGCGGAAAUUCUUUGAUAUUGUUUAUCUGGUUACGGAUGAUAUGUCUUACCUUGGAGAAAUGAAGGGAAAUAUGCAAAGAGGUCACUAUCAUAGACACCCAUAGAGACAUGUUAGAGAUAGCGGUCUGAGAUUAGGGUCAGUCUGUUUUGUAGUGUGGUAGAAAAUGACAGUGGAUCAACUGAGUAACUCUAUCGUCAUAUAAAACCCAGGAACAAGCCUGUGUCUGGGCAUUCUUGGCAGAGUGAAGGGCUGACGUCUCCAUCUGAUCCCACUUCACCUCUCCCCACACGCACACACUCACAUGCACACACACACACACACACACACACUCCUCUGAACUUCACCUCACCAGACUUACAACAGCUGUGAGUGCUCUCAGAGCUCAUGAACACAACACACACACCUCUGAACUUCACCUCACCAGACAUGCAACAGCUGUCAGUGCUCUCAGAACUCCUGGUGCCCUCCUGUUGUGUACACACACACACACACACACACACACACACACACACACAAACUACAUAGACACAUGUCUGCCUUACUCAAGACCAGUAGGUAUGUCCCUUUAUCCACCUCUGACCUCUGACCCCAAUAUGAAUCCUGACUGAGUACUGGCAUCAUCAUGUUUUCACUGCCUUUUAAUGCUAAGGUAUUACCAGCAUCGUGGUCAUAGAUGAUACAUUUAGAGCAGGUGUGUGCGUCAUUCUCUUUCAAAUAUCAAUGUGCGUCCAGCCCAACAACAGCCGUUGACCUGAAGUUAGGAUUGUAUGGUGUUAGUAGGCUUGUUUUCAAUUUGACACACUUGACCUUAGUCGAAAGGCCACGACUCUCAGAACCCAAAACCAAAGCUUGUUUGUGUGCUUGUUUUGUAAGUUAUGAGAGAAUAAUUAUUAUUGACAGAUUAUAAACUAGGUAAUGUGAGCUAAAGUAUUAUUAAAAAACAUGAUCAUGCCAAUGCAAUUCUUGGUAUGUGGGUUAAUAAUCAUGUGCUAUCUUUCUCAUCAACAAAUUGGAGCAUUGGUUCGAAGUACAGUACUCUCAAAAUUCCUUAGAAUCUUUAAAUUUUUGAUAAUUUUGUUUCUACAUGUUUGUGGUUUUCUUCUAGGUGUACAGCUGUUCAACCAAAGCACAACACAGUCUCUCCCCUCUCUAAUAAUGUCUAGAAUAGAAUACAUUUACAUCACUUAGCAGACGCUCUUAUCCAGAACGAUUAUCAGGAGCAAUUAGGGUUAAGUGCCUUGCUCAAGGGCACAUUGACAGAUCUUUCACCUAGUUGGCUCUGGGAUUUAAACCAGCGACCUUUCGGUUACUGGCCCAAUGCACUUAACCGCUAAAUUACCUGCCGCCCUGAAUAGAACAGAACAGCUUUAUUUUCUAAAUGGUUCUCCCUGUAUAUUUCCCUCCAGAGUCCAGUGAGGAUGGUUUCUGCUCAGACCUGAGGGUCUUACUCCACCAGUUGCCAGACAUCCACUACAGCCUCCUGCAGUACCUCUGUCUCUUCCUCACCCAGGUGGACCAGCGCCACAAGGAGAACCGCAUGACCGCUCUCAAUCUGGCAACUGUCUUCGGCCCCAAUGUCUUCCAGUAAGUUUUAUUACAUGUUCAUGGGAUUUUGGGAUGGGUGUUAUUUUAAGACAGAUGGGUUGCCAGGUUGGUCUAAAUGGCAGAUGACUGUCAUUAUGUUUUAAGCCCUUGUUAAAGCCAGUUUAUGGCAUAUAUGUUAUGAGUCAUGCAUGAUGUUGUGCCGGAAAAUGGUGCUAUAUCCCUUUAAAAAGAUACACAGAAACUGUUCAAAAUCAAAUCAAAUGUUAUUCAUCACGUUCACAGUUUACAGCAGGUAUAAAAGGUGCAGUGAAAUGCUUGUGUACGAGCUCCCUCAACAUUGCAGUACUAUAAUCAAUAAUAAUCAAUAAUAAUCAAUAAUAAUCAAUAAUAAAAAAGUAAUAGAAUAGUAGUUUUUGUAUUUUAUUAGGAUCCCCAUUAGUUCCUGCCAAGGCAACAGCGACUCUUCCUGGGGUCCACAUAGUAAUAUCCUGGUAUGUACACAAUAGGAUACACAGAAUAGAUCAUGAAUGUGCUAUGUCAAGUAUUUACCAUAUAAAGUAGAUAGUGUGCUGGUUGCGCAGUUAAUAGUUUGAUUUAUGAUUGAUUCAUGUUAAACUGUUCCAUAUAAUAAUUGUUCUAUAAGACAAAACACGCCUGUAUAAAAUAAGAAAAUAUAACAGAAUGGGUCCUGAAAACACCAGCAACCUCCAAUGAGUUGUCCUGACUUAGUCCCUCACGUCUCCACUCCAACAACAUCCACGUUUUAAUCCCUUGCUAUUUACCCUCUGCUGUUUAAAGGGUAGAAUGUUCCUUAACAAGCGUAUUAAAGCCAGCUUGGAUGUGGAUUUAUCCUUGGAGUAUAUCAUUUAUCACGCCUGAGAGGACACCUGUGUGUGUGUGUGUCAUUAGUCUCUAGUGGCCUGCCUGCCUGUCUAUGACAGUCUUUGAAUAGCACACACACACACACACACACACACACACACACACACACAGCUACCUCUAUGCACUGGGACUUCUUGGCUGACUUGCCUAAAUCCUUGGAAUCAGGUUGAUUGAUUGAUGUUUGUGUUUCCGUCAACAUUGUCCUGUUCUAAACCUGUAUUGACAUGUGUUGCCAUGAGAACGAGUAGGCAGGAGAAAGGGAGAGAGCUGUUGCACUCCUCCUUUCUCACCCUCUGUCCCUCCUUCAUCUCUCCAUCUCUCUAUCUCCCUCCUCCACCUUCUCUGUCUAUCUCUCUCUCUCACACACACACACACACACACACACACUCCUUUACUAUUCACAUUCUCUUCCACUUCUACCGGCAUCCCUUUGAGUGGUACUGUCACUAUUUGAGAAAUGUGAUCAUGAUCGAGGGUACUAUGUAACUUCACAGUCAACCAUGUCCUCUCCCUGGCCAAUGCCCUCAUUGCUCAUAAAUGGUGUAUGUCUGUGUUCUCAGUGUCCAAGUGUCUACUAUCCACAGAGUACCAUAUGCCUCGCACCGUGAUCGAGGGCAUUAUGUUCAUGGGUGGAAAGAGUAUUGAAAUAUCCUACUUAAGUAGAAGUACUGUUACUUUAAUGACGUAUUUUACUCAAGUAGGAGUCAAAUUACUGGUGUAAAAGAACUGCUCCCUGUUUCACUCACUCACUCCCUCACAAACUCCCUCUUUCACUCACUCACCAGAUGUAGAAAGAGUACUGAAAUAUCCUACUCAAGUAGCAGUAAUGUUACUUUAAUGACAUUUUACUCAAGUAGAAGUAAAAAAACUGACUUUGAAAAAUACUCCAAAAAGUACAAGUACUCUGAAAAGCUACAGUUACAGUAGCGAGAUUAGUGGCAAUUAGUUACUUUACACCUAUAACUAUGUUCCAACUUCCCAGCCAUCCAUACCUACUGGCCACCCCAUACCCCCCUGCCCGCCUGAUUGGCAGCCAUAUCUAAUAAUAACACCAGAUGUCCAUGCCAGGGAAUCCGUCCCUGAUGGCACAUCAAGUCUCACUAUCACUGGAGGGUCUGUACAGGACAUAGAAUUGGGAAGAGGGCACGCACCCUAUCUUUGCCAUUAUCACUUCAUCAAUGGUGCUGUCCGCUAAAACAGGUUUUGAGGCAACUGUGCCCUCUAUCGAACUCUAUAGUACAGUAAGAGGACAAGGAAGUGACCAGAGGAGGCUGGUGGGAGGAGCUAUAGGAUGACAGGCUCAUUGUAAUGGCUGGAAUGGAAUAAAUGGAAUGGAGGUUUCCAUAUGUUUGAUGUGUUUGAUUCCAUUCCAUUGAUUCCAUUCCAGGCAUUCCAAUGAGCCUGUCCUCCUAUAGCUCCUCCCACCAGCCUCCUCUGGAAGUGACAUACCUUUGCCCUGGCCUCAUACUGUACACCAUGUUCUCAGUGUGUUCCCUCCGUCAACCAAUCAGAGAGGGGUAUAAUUAGGCCCAGAGCCCACGCCAUGUCGGCAUGUCAAACAGCUGUUCAGGAAAAACUCAGUAACAUGAUCUGGUAUCAAGGGCUACUGGAUUGUCCUGACUUGGCCUGACAUGGUACUGGAAUGUGCCCUACUCCAGAGGAGUCUGGUGGGAGGAGGUAUAGCAGGACGGGCUCAUUGUAAUGGCUGGAAUGGAAUUAAUGGAAAGGAGUCAAACGUGGUUUCCAUAUGUUUGAUGUGAAACCAUUCCACCUAUUCCGCUCCAGCCACUACCACAAGCCCUUCCUCCCCAAUUAACGUGCCACCAACCUCCUGUGCCCUACUCAUCGAGAUUCACUAUAAUAUGACUCUCUUCUAUUUAAUCCUGUGGCAUCGUGUUUGCCGCCAUAAGACCCCCAUAAGGGCUGUAGAAAAGCACUUUGUCCAUGGACUGUUGUGUUAUUGUGCUAUGAUGUGAGAGCUGUUGGUGGAAUGUGGUGCUCGUGUUUCCCUUGAACCACGUUGUCCUUGUUGACCUUGUUUUGUGUCAAACGGCACCUGCAUAAAUGAUGUAUUGUAGCUUUUGUUGCUCUUUGUCAUGGCAGAGAAGGUGUUGUAUUGCUGCGAAUAGGGGGUGGAUCUUGAGUAAUAUGUACCCUGUGACCCUAUGUCUGUCAGUCAAACACCUAGCUAAACUAAAGAUGGUGGAUAAAUGAAGAUGAUUUACUCAGGCCGUUUACCAUUGGAAAAUAAUGGUCAGUUCUGGUCUACUUAACUGGGCGUCUCUCCCAUAGACACCAGUGCAAUAACAGCUGGGUCUACUUACAGUAGUUCAUUGACUUUGAUUGAACCAGGAGACUAACAGUGAGUGGGGUGUCUCACUUCCUCUUCCGUCUCUGGCUAAACUACUAUGCCAAGAGUUCCAAAGCUUUUGUCAAUGUUGCUACAAUAUUGUACUUAUGAUAUUGUACAUUGUUAUAAUUAUAAGCCAUCUCUAAUCUUCUCUGUCUGUCUCUGUCACCAGUGUGUCCUCUGGGUUGGAUGGGAUCCAGGAGCAGAACAUCUGUAAUAAGAUCAUGGCCAAGCUGAUCCAGAACUACAGCAGCAUAUUCAACAACAACCACCAAGAUGACGACCAUAUAGACGAUCACUGUGUCUUCAGUAGAGAUGGAGACAGAGGAGACCAUAUAGAAGAUCACUGUGUCUUCAAUAGAGAUGGAGACAGAGGAGAAUACAUAGAGGAAUCUCUACCUUCUAACAUCAUCAUUGUUAAAGUGAGUUACUGGUAUUAUACAUGUCUUUUAUACAAGUCUUCAUAUUGAUUUGGGCUACGUCUUCCCUAUCUAUCCCUAUGUGGGCUCUUGUCAAAAGUAGUACACUAUGUAGGGCAGUGGUUCCCAACCUCUUUCAGUUAUUGUACCAACAACUGAAUUUUGCUCUGCGGGGAGUACCUUGUUCAUUUUACCAGUUACCCUAUGGGCUCAUGAGUCUUCUCAAGUACCCCCUGUGGAUAGGCCAAGCACCGCCAGGGGUCCUAGUACGCCCUGUGGAUAGGCCAAGCACCGCCAGGGGUCCUAGUACCCCCUGUGGAUAGGCCAAGCACCGCCAGGGGUCCUAGUACCCCCUGUGGAUAGGCCAAGCACCGCCAGGGGUCCUAGUACCCCCUGUGGAUAGGCCAAGCACCGCCAGGGGUCCUAGUACCCCUGGUUGGGAACCACUGAUGUAGGUCAUAGGGUGCCAUUUUGGAACCAAUUUUUGGGGUACAUUUCCUUUGCCUGCAAGUGAUGUUAUACCCGUCUUUGAAUUGAUUUGGAGAGAUGCCAUCUCAGCCCCGACUCUUCCAGGGGAACAUCUUUGUUUUGAUGUUCUGUUCUUGCUAUCGAUCCAUAUUUAAUGAGUCUAGUCUAGACUACCCUUUGAUGUGUCUCAAGCACUUGAGGAGAAGAGAAAGCUGAGGAGAAGAAGACCAUAGAUAAUGGGACGAUAAGUCACGCUGUAAAAUAUAUUUAUUUACCUACUUUAAGAAUCCAUUCUUUUUGGGCAUUUUCACAAAACUUUAAGGAUUUCAUAAUUUCCCAGUUGUCAUUCCUGACUGGGGCCUGGACCCUUAGUGUCAGAAAGGGCCAAUAUUGGUCAGUGUAGAAAAUGCCCCUGGUGAGUUUGACCUGUUACAGUAUACCCCUAAUGCUGUUUUUAACCACAUCACUAUGGACUGACCAAGGGUCUGGUUACUCCAAUAACACUGUUACCCCAGACGUACUGUACAUGAGUAUUCAUAAAUGCUUUAUGUUAAGAGUAUGUGUCAAACAUACCUUCAUUCCAUAAAGUAGCACUUUAUCAUGAGUUCCAUUUUGAGUUUCUCAAUCACUUUCUGCAUCAAGGACAAAGUGGCCAUCUGGUCAGUCAGCCCUCAUAGGAAGUGCUGAGUGUAUUUAUCAUUGCAUGUUGUGUGUGUGGUGGCCUCACAUGAAAAGAUCUCUAGUUCUCUCCAGUGCCGUAAAUCCCUGUAGCAGUCAGGGGCCUCAGGGGGCCUUAGGGACCUCACAAAACCAGAGACCCCGGUUGGCUGCUGACCUGUAGGAUAUCCCUCCGCUUGACCAGCUGCUAUUGGGAUCUCCUUACACACACGCAGGGCUAUACCUCCUGAGGCUGCUUUUUGACCAUUGACCUCCCACUUGCCCCUCAUUGCUUUUCUCUGCACGUAGCCAUCGGUACAGGUGCUUCUGUCCUCUUACUGUAAGAGGGAGGGGGGCGUGAGUUGACAAUAGGGUUGUUUGAGUGGAGGUGUUGGGGUUAGAGGUUAGGGUCAGGCAGCACAGCACAUUUGACCUGUCUCAUCUGUUCUGGACACUGUUGUUAGGGAGGUAGAACACGCUGUUGUUAGGGAGGUAGAACACACUGUUGUUAGGGAGGUAGAACACACACUGCUAUGAGACUUGUUAAUCACUCUGGGAAGUCAGAAGACAUUUUUACAUUGUCAAAUGAUUUUCACUCUCCAAUUCCUACCCUUGGCCACAACAGAAGUGUUUAUCUAAAGUCUGUUCUGGAAUGUAUCGCUGGCAUGAUAUUUCACACCAUUAGAUGAGGAAAUGGCGUACCUUCAAUUACAAAGGAAUAAAAGCCAACAGUAACUCAUCUGCUUCACUGGACCUGCCACUGGUUAAUAGGAUGAUUGUGUGUGAAGAAUAUAUUUUUGUCUUUUUCUCAGGAGGUCAAGGAGACCGCAGUGAAUAGGACAGAUACUGAGUCACCGAAAACACCCAGAACCACAUCAAGAACACCAAGCACUCCCACACACACUCAAAAGACACCGAUUCCAGUUCCCAGAAAGAAAGAGGUGUGUGAGUGUAUGUGAGUGUGUAUGAGUGUGUGUGAGUAUAUAUGAGUGUGUGUGUGUGAGUGCGUUUUUUGUGUGCCCCUGCCAUGGAAAACAAUGCUUAGGUGUCUCUAUGGGGGGUACGUGCUGCCUGCCUAGUGCACACUUGUUUUAGUUUGCGUGUGUGGACCUGCCAUGGAACACAGUGUUUAGGUCACAGGAGGUUGGUGGCACCUUCAUUGGGGAGGAAGGGCUCGCAGAAUGGCGUGGAAUGGCAUCAAAUACAUUAAACACAUGGUUUGAUGCCAUUCCAUUGGUUCCGUUCCAGACAUUUCUAUGAGCCGUUGUCCCCUCAGUAGCCUCCACUGGUUUAGGUUUGUGUUAGUGCCCUAUGUACACAUGUAGGAUUCUCAGUGUUAACCUGCAUGAACUACGUCUCUUAGAACUCCCCAACAGUGUACCUUUAACUAAGAAUUCCCUAACAGAGUACUUUUAACUAAGAAUUUCCCAACAGAGUAGAAUUCCCCUUACAGAGUACUUUUAACACCAACCAUGUGGUCACAUGAAGUAGUCAAUUAGACAUGGUUUUGAAAAGUAAAAAGGAACAUCUUUCGUCACACCUAUGCAUGUACGUGCAAGUCCCUGCAUCAUAUAUUCAUAGGGAUAGUUUCAGCUGUGAUACAGUGUCUUAGGAAAGCAUUCAGACCCCUUGACAUUUUCCACAUUUUGUUAAGUUACAGCCUUAUUCUAAAAUUGAUUAAAUUGUUUUUUUUUCCCUCAUCAGUCUAAACACAAUACGCCAUAAUGAAAAAGCAAAAACAGAUUUUUUGUAUUUUUUACUAAUUUAUAAUAAUAAAAUAAAACUGAAAUAUCACAUUUACAUAAGUAUUCAGGCCCUUUACUCAAUACUUUGUUGAAGCACCUUUGGCAGCGAUUACAGCAUCGAGUCGUCUUGGGUAUGACACUACAAGGUUGGCACACCGGUAUUUGGGGAGUUUCUCCCAUUCUUCUCUCCAGAUCCUCUCAAGCUCUGUCAGGUUGGAUGAGGAGUGUUCCUGCCCAGCUAUUUUCAGGUCUCUCCAUAGAUGUUAGAUCGGGUUCAAGUCCAGGCUCUGGCUGGGCCACUCAAGGACAUUCAGAGACUUGUCCCGAAGCCACUCCUGCGUUGUCUUGGCUGUGUGCUUAGGGUCGUUGUCCUUUUAGAAGGUGAACCUUUGCCCCAGUCUGAGGUCCUAAGCGCUCUGGAGCAGGUUUUCAUCAAGGAUCUCUCUGUACUUUGCUCCGUUCAUCUUUUCCUCGAUCCUGACUAGUCUCCCAGUCCCUGCCGCUGAAAAACAUCCCCACAGCAUAAUGCUGCCACCAUCAUGCUUCACCGUAGGGUUGGUGCCAGGUUUCCUCCAGACGUGACGCUUGGCAUUCAGGCCAAAGAGUUCAAUCUUGGUUUCAUCAGACCAGAGAGUCUUUAGGUGCCUUUUGGCAAACUCCAAGCGGGCUGUCAUGUGCCUUUUACUGAGGAGUGGCUUCCGUCUGGCCACUCUACCAUAAAGGCCUGAUUGGUGGAGUGCUGCAGAGAUGGUUGUCCUUCUGGAAGGUUCUCCCAUCUCUACAGAGGAACUCUAGAGCUCUGUCACAGUGACCAUCGGGUUCUUGGUCACCUUCCUGACCAAGGCCCUUCUCCCCCGAUUGCUCAGUUUGGCCGGGUGGCCAGCUCUAGGAAGAGUCUUGGUGGUUCCAAACUUGGAGACCACUGUGAUCUUGGGGACCUUCAUUGUUGCAGACAUUUUUUGGUACCCUUCCCCAGAUCUGUGCCUCAACACAAUCCUAUCUCGGAGCUCUGUGGACAAUUCCUUCGACCUCAUGGCUUGGUUUUUGCUCUGACAUGCACUGUCAACUGCGGGACCUUAUAUAGACAGGUGUGUGCCUUUCCGAAUCAUGUUCAAUCAAUUACAUUUACCACAGGUGGACUCCAAUCAAGUUGUAGAAACAUCUCAAGGAUGAUCACUGGAAAAAAGAUGCACCUGAGCUCAAUUUCAAGUCUCAUAGCAAAGGGUUUGAAUACUAAUAAUAUAUUUAAAUAAGGUAUUUCUGUUUUAAACAUUUGAUAAAUUAGCAAACAUUUCUAAAAACCUGUUUUCGCUUUGUCAUUAUGGGGUAUUGUGUGUAAAUUUUUAAAAAUCAAUUUUAGAAUAAGGCUGUAACAUAACAAAAUGUGGAAAAAGUCAAGGGGUCUGAAUACUUUCCGAAGGCACUGAACAUGCUAUUCCAGGUCAACACGUGAGGAUACUACAGAUAUGUUAUUCAAUGUACUAUAUGUUGACACGACUGAUAAACAGCUAUGAGUGAUCAUUGUGUAUUGCAGCGAUCAUCCUGUAUUCACAAAGUCAUAUUGCAGUUGAGCAAUUGGGCUAAUCCUAACCCAUAGUUAUAUUGUUAGGAGCCGAUAUGCCCCGUCAGUCACAAAUGCACUGUGAUAUGCCUUGGUGGAUUGACGAUCGUUAGCUAUUGACAGAAAAAUACAUGAUGUUAUAUGAAUUAUAUGAUAUGUACAUUGUCAUUCCUCCUUUAUGUUUUCAGGCUGCAUCCAACAGUCCAGCAGAGAACACUGAGCCAUCAAAAGAACUAUCCAAUGAAAACCCAAUCAUAACCCCAAGGAAACAGAAGGUACAGUGAAUAAAUUAAAAUAUUGACUUGUUCUCUCUGAACAACAUGAACAAUGUUUAUUUGAUUGCCUUAAGAUUGCCCUAUCCUGAAAUAGACAUCUAAUCCUGAUAAUUGCACCGUAACCAUGGCAAUACAGACAUGUGUUAUCGGUUAUUUCUCAAAUAUGGUGGGUUAGCUCUGGUUCAGAGUAGGAGUGCUGAUCUAGGAUCAGGUCCCCAUCUGUCCAUAUAAACUUAUUCAUUUCUGAUCUAAAAGGCUAAACUGAUCCUAGAUCAGUACUCCUACUCUAAGAGGCUUUGUGGAUACGGGCCUGAUGCCACAAACUACCUAAUGUUGUCAAUGUUGUUGUGGCUGUAUUUGUAUCUCCCCUAAACACACACACAUACACGCCUGUACACAUGCACAAUAACAAACACAAACAUAAACACGCAGUGUCCAGAGGCAUAUACUACAAAGCAAGAUCAAUGAGUUAGCCAGCUAACUUUGAUAAACAACCAGAAAUAACAAUUGAUUUUCUGGUGCAUUAGAAAGUUCUACUUAGAUAUGCGUUUUUGGUUGUUGAGCCAAUUAGACCAUGCCCAUUUGAAGUCUAUCUUUAAAAAAAUAAAGAAAUAAGUUAUUUCAGAAUAUUUAGGCAAGUUAGCUGGCUAACUCAUUGACCCUUCUUUGUAGUAUACCCCUCAGGGGUCACUCGUGGGCAAGGACGGCUCUAGCCUUUUAGGGGCCCUAAGCGAGAUUUGGUUGCCCCCCUAAGUGGGCAAAACAUUUUAGUGGGCCCCAUCUUGACAGCGGAAAGAAUACAUUUACGUUAUAAAGUAGAUUUUUGGCAAUUCUACACAUUUUGCCAUGGGACGUAGAGGAAAUGUUGCAGUUUUAAAGCAAGUUUUCUGCAGUUCUCAUCAUUUCUGGGCAAAGAGACAUUUUUGACAUUUCUUAACACAUUUCAUACAAUUCUACUCAUUUUGCCAUGACUUAUGCCAUGUUAAUGAUAUGAGUGAGAGUGACUAACAAAAUCAAUGGGGGCCCGCUGGAGGUGGGGGCCCCUAGGCGGGUGCCCUGUGUGCCCGGGCGGUAUUCGGCCAUGAUUACUGCAAGUUUAGAUAACUGGCUAGACUAACUUACCAAUCUAAAAAAUGUUAGCUGACAUGGCUAAUUGAGUGACUGCUGAUGCACAACCAAAUGUCAAACUUGCACCUUGUGUUUUCUAACUCUCAACAGUAAGUUGAGAACCCAACUGAUUUUUGUGAAGGUCGGACUGCUUAUGCCUGGAGCCGGUCCUGGUCGUGGGCUUCUGAUAGUGAUAGCUCUGAUCAAGCCACUCGCUCACAUGACUUGAUUUGAUAAGGUAAACCAGUGGGAGGAAGCCAGCUGAGCCACAACACAACAACAAUCAAGCUAAUUCACAAUGACACACAGGAGCUACGCUGGCUAUAUGCCCUUCCUGUGGAAUUAUGAUGCAGACAGCCGAAUAGCCUUCACCAACCGACUUCCGUUCUUAAGUAUUCAUUUGAAUUAAUAAAAUUGCAGCCCUUGACUAAGAAUGGAAUUAAAUUCUAAUUCUAUUGUUGUGACUCAUAGACCUACAUACACUAGCUGAAUGUAUUGUUUGUCUAAGGCUAUAAAAGAGUUUAGCAGUUAGCCCAUAGGAUAUUAUUUAAUAUCCGGACAGAAGCCAGAGAAGAGAUUGAGAAAUGCUGAUUGAGCUAACAAUGGGAUUGUUUUCCCUGCAGAGUCCCCAGGACGCAUGUGGCUCAGUUGGUAGAGCAUGGCACUUGCAGUGACAGGAUAGUGGGUUCAAUUCCCACGGGGGACCAGUGUGAAAAAAGUAUGAAAAUGUAUGCACUCACUACUGUAAGUCGCUCUGGAUAAGAGCAUCUGCUAAAUGACUAAAAUAUAAUAUAAAAUGAGUCAAUAAAAUCACAGAGCCUGUGCAUUAGGCUCAUAUUUAGCAUCGCUAGCAUUAUCUAAUCUAGCGUACUACUUUGUUGUUGCUCCUUGGUAGUUUUGUUGUUGAGGAGCCACACAGACAAACACGUUUGUUUUGUUUGCUUGUUCAUUUGAUUUUGAGCCAUUUCAGUGAAGUUAGCUUUGAUAGCGUUCCAGGAAAUGUUAGAAAGCCAGUUGACAAUUGAAAUACUAUGGCCCUGGAUAAAACAAAAUAUGUUAAUAUCAAUUGUAAUUCAAGUGAUAACACUAAAUAUAACAUUUCCAGGGCAUUUAGGGCUUAUCUCCCGAGUGGCGCAGUGGUCUAAGGCACUGCAGCACAGUGCUAGCUGUGCCACUAGAGAUCCUGGUUCGAAUCCAGGCUCUGUCGUAGCCGGCUGCGACCGGGAGACCCAUGGGGCGGCACGCAAUUGGCCCAGGGUAGGGGAGGGAAUGGCCGGCAGGGAUGUAGCUCAGUUGAUAGAGCAUGGUGUUUGCAACGCCAGGGUUGUGGGUUCGUUUCCCACAGGGGGUAUGAAAGAAAUAAAUAAUAAUGUAUGCACUGUAAGUCGCUCUGGAUAAGAGCGUCUGCUAAAUGACUAAAAUGUAAUUUAGAAUGGAUUUUUCCAUGUUGAUGGAAAAUGAAAGAACUCCCCUUUAAUUUCAUGUUGAUGGAAAAUGAAAGGAACUCCACUUUAAUUUCAUGUUGAUGGAAAAUGAAAGGAAUUUACCUUUAAUUUCAUGUUGAUGGAAAAUGAAAGGAACUCCCCUUUUAAUUUCAUGUUGAUGGAAAAUGAAAGGAACUCCCCUUUAAUUUCAUGUUGAUGGGAAAUUAAGGGAAUUUACCUUUAAUUUCAUGUUGAUGCAGCCACAUAAACCUGACUUCCCACUACAUAAUAAAAACAGUUAUAUCCUGUGAUUUACCAUGGGGUUCCUUAUAAAUGGCUUCCUUAUAAAUGAGCAAGGUUAGUAGAAUAGUUUUAUAGCCAUAUACGGUAUACUGUAAUGUAAUCUGCAGCCUAAUAAAAUCAAAGCAUUCUUAUCGGGGAUAUUUACCCAUGAUGGCCUUGGAUGACAGUCUUGUUUAAAUAUAUAACCCAACAAAGAUAUGGCGUGUAGAUAAGUUGGCUACCUGGCUUGCUAAUUGGACUUUAUGGUGGGAGGGGGAACUAUAGUUGAAAAGCCGUAAGUACUGUUCUUCUGCUGAUAGUCGUUCAGAUGGGUUGAUUGUGCAGGAAGCACACACUCACACACACAUUUGGGGCCUUAGUGUGACAUUGUAGUUUGGCAUGUCUAUGUAAAUCUGUUGCGUGCAACUGAGAGGGGCUGUGACAUUGCAAUCGAUUAAUCACAUUUUUGUGUUUCCAUUUGGCAUAAAUUAGGCUCAGUUUCAAUGUAUUUAUAGCUCUGUAGAGCCUGGCUUAUCUGUCGAGGCUCUGGUCUAUUGUCGGGAAAUGUGAGAUGAGUAAUUGCCACCAUCGAUCAGAGGGCCCUAAAGAUGUUUAUGAUGUAUUCUAUCUGAACUUGUUCACCUGUUGUUGUAUGUGCCACAUUACCCAACACAGUGAACACUCCUGUAGUGAGUUCAAGUGACUUUCCCCAUUUUAGCUGGGACUUUCUCAGCUAAAAAAAGUCCAUGAUGACAUUAUCAUUCAACUGCUGUAGUCUACGUUCCUUGUGCUCUUAUUUAUAUUUACAUUUCAAAACUUAAGCAAACAUUCUGUUGUUAUGGUAACAGCGGUAUUGGAAUUUUAAUGUCACACCUUUUCCGGUAUUUAAGUGAAAGUGUUUUUGCUGCAGUAAAUAAUAGCUUGUGUUUUUGGAUCAUUGUGUUGUGGUGAGAAUCUCAGCCAAGUGAGUGUUGUUCUUCACAAGGCCUACAACACAUUAACAGGUAUGUCUCUCAUUCCAAAAAAGAGGUCAGACAACUGAUCUGUCAACACCUCUGCCUCUACAACUAAAGGUAGUGUUGGUGAUUUGGAAGCCAUGUUUUCACAGGUGGUUGUGAAUGGUUGUGAAUGACUCAAGAACGGUUGUUGGUAUUUCCUUUGGUAGUCUUUUUUUGGAUUUUUGAUCCAACUUACUAUUUUCAUUAUUUUCAAAUGAGGUCACCUCCUCUUUGGUCAAUUGGACAAUAAGAAACUGUUUAGCCUAAAAACGAUUUCCUUCAUGUUGUCUGUCAUUAACACAUUGUCGUACUGCCAGUUCGUCCUUCUUGGUGACAGAAUGGUGUUUAGUUACCCAUAGUUCUCCUGUUCGGCCACUUCCUGUCAUCACCAGUGUUGGAGUCGUUACAAAAAAAAUAAGUAAUAUAUUCGCUAUUACUCGUUACUUCUUUCAACAAUAACAAAUUACUUAUUACUCCCUGGAAAAAGUCAUUAGUUACACUACUCGUUAUAUUGCUUUUGCGUUACACCCCAAAACGUUGCGCGUCCUCACGCAAUGUAAACCAGGUCAAUGUUACGUUGGCCUAUACACCUACACAAGUCUACACAAAAAUCAUGCCUUGUUGGUUUGGAUGAGGUAGACCUACAGUCAUCUUCAGCAGCAGUGGUCAGGUCUCAGGGGGUCUUUCGCUACGAGUUUUGUGUUGGCGUGUUGCCUUUGCAGGUGCUUUAAGAGAUGGAAGUCGUGUUUCUAGCAGUGGAGAGGUCAUCACCCCCCCCCCUCUGGUGUCCUGGAUGCACCGCCCCCCACAUUAAGCCAAAUACAUCACUUAACUCCCGACAUCUGUCGUUGAAGCGCAAAAUCUAGUCCCUUAGGCUUAGAAGCUUUUCAAACUGUUCUGUAAUGGAAAAACAUGAACUACUAGACCUUUUCCAUGGUUCUCCUAGUAGCAGAGAACCAACGAUUCCAGCCCUGACUGGAUAUUCCAUUGAUAAACAUGGCUCACUGAAAAAGUACUUCCGUUCUUCAUCAUUAAAUGGUUUAGCAUUGGCUUUUGUCCAGAGCCAAACCCUGUCGUGAUUGGUUAGUGUGCCUUUGAUCAAUAGUUGAGCUGUAGGCUUCAGACCCAUUAGGCUACGAAACAGUGGACUGCUAACAUUUGAUAAACUUCACGUUUCUCAUUCACACUUUUCUCUUACCCCCAAAUACACACCUCUCAGUUAUAUGCGUUAGAUGUAGCUAGUGUACCCCUGUAGAACUGAAACUCAGUAUAGCCUACUAGUGAACACACCGUCGAUAUGAAGAAAGGUCGGUGUGACAUAGCAGUGGUACGGAUGAGGUUCUUUAGGUACACCGUAGACACGACAGGCUACCGUCAGCUAUACCCCCUAGGAGUCAGCACGGUAAGAGCAAGAGGAGUUCACCCCUUUUCAUUUCCACAGGGUCGUAUUCAUUAGGCAUGAAACGGACGCAAACAGGCCGAAAUGGGAACGUACUCUCUGAACUUUUCCAAUAAGCUCGCGUUUUGCAUUGAACGCCGUUUUGAAAUGUUUCGCUACGGAGUGCCCAAAUGAACACGACACAGUUUAAGGCUAACCUUCCCCCUUCAUUUGUUGUUCUUUUAUAAGCCAACCUCCAUGUCUCUACUGCCCAUAGCCUAUCCUCCAAUGGAUGUUUUAUACUGUAGUAGCCUGACUAAAGGUCAACACGGCUGAUCUGAUUGCCUCUGUGACAGUGUGCUGAGGAAGGGAUCAUUUCCAUCUCUGGCUCUACACACGGGACUCUAGUGUUACAGGGCGUCCACCCGCCUCACCAGUCCUUCAUUCUCCUUCUCGCUUUCCACAGGUGAGGAAAGUAAAGCGCGAGACAGCGACGGUGCUCCGAGCCGUGCCCCUUCCCAGUCUCUCUCCUGGGCUGCCCCAUGUGAGGCCCCUGCCCCUGGUCCUACCUGUUCCCCUGGCCCCGGAGGUGAGGAGCCCCAGCCCUGAGAGGAUGGAGCAGACCCCACCGGGGGCCCCACAGGACGUCAGCGCGGUCAAGACCAUGGAAACCCUGAACAGGUCAGUGUGUAGUGUAAUAACAGACUGUUAUUUUGGGGCUGUUUGGUGGAGAGUUACAAAUAGGUAGUCUUUAACAGGUUAGUAGUUCAUGAUGUUUGUAUUCAUUCAGGAGCACAAUAGGAUGUCUGAGAUUCCACUAAUGUGAAACCUUAUUAAGAGAGUGGGAUGAGUUAAGAGAUACAUACUAGUAACCCUGUGUUAUAACACAGUAUGAGAGACUAGUUGUAGAUAUCAUAUGACCACUGUUUGCAUUGGUGAGACAUUCCCAUCAUUGUAGGGUGAUUGUGCGGAACUCAGAACAGCCAGAUGCCAUUUGGGAUCUAAAGAGCCGGGAGCCGGCCCUGGUCGCGAAGGCCCCUGUGGCAUCCAUAUGGCAUCUAAACAUAUUUAUUAUAAGUUAGCUGAAACUGGACCCUGUGCGGAUCAAGUGUCCCCUGUCUGGGAAUAGCAUGUCUGCAAAAUAACGUGUACAACUGUGUUGGUUGGUUGUUGAGGCCUCCUUAGGGUUGAUGUCAGCAUUAGCCUAGCGCUAGCUAGCACACCCGGUGUUCAGUUGCUGGUAAACAAGAUAGCGUUGUCCUCAGUGCAUGGCAUGCAGUCACUAUGAUGUAAGAUUUCAGAUGGAGCUUUUGUCCGUGGAGGGCUUAGUCAAUCAAUCAAUCAAUCAAACAAUAAGCUUUCUGCAGGUAGUUGUUCAUGGAAAAUACAAAAUAUUAGUCUGGUCAUAUUGGGCAUGCAUAAAAUCAAGUUUGUUUUACUAGGAAUUGCUAAUAAUGGGGAUCCUAAUAAAAUACCAAAUACCAAAUUACAUGUUUAUUCACAAUUAAUAAAUGUCUCAGUGGAAACUAGUAACUGCUGAAUACAGGCCUCGUGUUGUGUGGUGUUACUUGGAAGAGGACCUCUGAUACAGGGCUUGUAAGCUAAAUAAAUGUUCUCACUAGAUAUUCAAUACUAAGUAUCAACGAGGAAUAUGUAAGCAGAGCUUGUCUCGCAGGAGCAAAUAGAACAAGUUUGCUAAGCAAACAAAAUAGUAUGAACAAGCCAACGGAUGGUAAACUGAACAGAGAUACGAGGCUGUAUUAUGUUACAGCUUGUGUUGUACAGCUCUCUAGUUGGUGCAUGUACUGGAUACAAACACACGUGUGCAUGCACACAGUUUUUAAUAUUUUACUGCCUUUAAAUAGAUAAGAUAACAGGGUCUAAAAACAACUUAAAAUAAAGCCUGAUACUGUCUUUAAUAACAGGCAUUAUGAGUGCCUGGCCAUACCCCCAAUACUCCUUAAAAUGUUUGACAGAUAAUCUAUAACAAAUCAACACCAUUCCUGUUUAGGUUGUAAAAGGGGACUUUCUAGAGGGCUUUAUAUGUUUAUUAUUAUUACUAUUAUUAUUAUUAUUACUAUUAUUAUUAUUAUUAUUAUUUCAUAGUUAUUAUUACUUUAUUGUUAUUAGACAGUAAUUGCCAUAUUAUUAUUGUUACUAAGUAUUGUUUGUUUUUAGUUCAUUUUCAUUUGGACAUCUCAAGAGAUUUCAUCCUGCAAAAAGUCAAAUAAAUAAAUAUCAUUACCUAAUUACCCCUAGCAAUAGCAACAGGUGCUUUCCCAUUGAGUGGCAACAGCUUUCCUCGCCAUGCACUUCACAGGGACAGUAAAUCUAUCAGAGGAUCAUUCUGACACCUUCAAAAUCCCCUCAUCGGGGGUAUCGGGUGGCCGAUUUGGGGAUCAGGUGACAGGGGGACCCUCGUAGCCUGCAUAACCAACCCUGUCUCUUGUUGGGAUGCUAAUAGGCUAGUGGCUAGGCUAAUAGCUGACUGGUACAGUGUUGCUAUUGCGGCUGCCACAUGAUGUGAUGGACCUUUAGCUAAAGUUCAGCAGACGGGUGUAGCUAGCGAAGGAUUGCCAGACCUAUUUGGAAACGCAUACUUCAACCCAAAGCCUACUUACUAGUUGCCUCAUGUUUUCAAUGGAGUAUAGGAUGGCAAACAUGGGGCAUAAACUAUGUACAAAAACUGGAACUGGUUGGGGGGCUUUAUUAUUAGUUACAGUGGGGAGAACAAGUAUUUGAUACACUGCCGAUUUUGCAGGUUUUCCUACUUACAAAGCAUGUAGAGGUCUGUAAUUUUUAUCAUAGGUACACUUCAACUGUGAGGGACGGAAUCUAAAACAAAAAUCCAGAAAAUCACAUUGUAUGAUUUUUAAGUAAUUCAUUUGCAUUUUAUUGCAUGACAUAAGUAUUUGAUCACUUACCAACCAGUAAGAAUUCCGGCUCUCACAGACCUGUUUGUUUUUCUUUAAGAAGCCCUCCUGUUCUCCACUCAUUACCUGUAUUAACUGCACCUGUUUGAACUCGUUACCUGUAUAAAAGACACCUGUCCACACUCAAUCAAACAGACUCCAACCUCUCCACAAUGGCCAAGACCAGAGAGCUGUGUAAGGACAUCCGGGAUAAAAUUGUAGAAAUGCACAAGGCUGGGAUGGGCUACAGGACAAUAGGCAAGCAGCUUGGUGAGAAGGCAACAACUGUUGGCGCAAUUAUUAGAAAAUGGAAGAAGUUCAAGAUGACGGUCAAUCACCCUCGGUCUGGGGCUCCAUGCAAGAUCUCACCUCGUGGGGCAUCAAUGAUCAUGAGGAAGGUGAGGGAUCAGCCCAGAACUACACGGCAGGACCUGGUCAAUGACCUGAAGAGAGCUGGGACCACAGUCUCAAAGAAAACCAUUAGUAACACACUACGCCGUCAUGGAUUAAAAUCCUGCAGCGCACGCAAGGUCCCCCUGCUCAAGCCAGCGCAUGUCCAGGCCCGUCUGAAGUUUGCCAAUGACCAUCUGGAUGAUCCAGAGGAGGAAUGGGAGAAGGCCAUGUGGUCUGAUGAGACAAAAAUAGAGCUUUUUGGUCUAAACUCCACUCGCCGUGUUUGGAGGAAGAAGAAGGAUGAGUACAACCCCAAGAUCACCAUCCCAACCGUGAAGCAUGGAGGUGGAAACAUCAUUCUUUGGGGAUGCUUUUCUGCAAAGGGGACAGUACGACUGCACCGUAUUGAGGGGAGGAUGGAUGGGGCCAUGUAUCGCGAGAUCUUGGCCAACAACCUCCUUCCCUCAGUAAGAGCAUUGAAGAUGGGUGGUGGCUGGGUCUUCCAGCAUGACAACGACCCGAAACACACAGCCAGGGCAACUAAGGAGUGGCUCCGUAAGAAGCAUCUCAAGGUCCUGGAGUGGCCUAGCCAGUCUCCAGACCUGAAUCCAAUAGAAAAUCAGAUAGAGGGAGCUGAAAGUCCGUAUUGCUCAGCGACAGCCCCGAAACCUGAAGGAUCUGGAGAAGGUCUGUAUGGAGGAGUGGGCCAAAAUCCCUGCUGCAGUGUGUGCAAACCUGGUCAAGACCUACAGGAAACGUAAAUGUAAAUGUAAAUAUGAUCUCUGUAAUUGCAAACAAAGGUUUCUGUACCAAAUAUUAAGUUCUGCUUUUCUGAUGUAUCAAAUACGUAUGUCAUGCAAUCAAAUGCAAAUUAAUUACUUAAAAAUCAUACAAUGUGAUUUUCUGGAUUUUUGUUUUAGAUUCCGUCUCUCACAGUUGAAGUGUACCUAUGAUAAAAAUUACAGACCUCUACAUGCUUUGUAAGUAGGAAAACCUGCAAAAUCGGCAGUGUAUCAAAUACUUGUUCUCCCCACUGUAUAUUUCAACCUGAUUUGUAUAUAAAUACAUGUGCAAUUAAGCUGUUGAAGUAGCCUAGUUUUCAUAGUCAGUCACCCGUCAAUGACUGCAUUGCUGUGACUGAUUUUAACUUGCCCUUCUGUAGCCUCUGAGAUAUGAAAGCCAAUAUAGAGAGGUUUGUAACUUUACACACAGCAAAUAUUCAAUCAACUUCCCAUUAGUAAGGUCUGGAGGUUUCGUGCCUCCCUCUACUCUUAUGCUUACUUGUCAGCUUGCUCUUACUUUCCAUGGGUAUGUGUCAGACUAGUACCUGAGUCAGUACAGCAUCCAGCACUAAGCAGGAACAAACUGGAUCAAACUGGAUUACAACUGAGAGAUGGGUAGAAUACUAGUGGUGUUGAACUGCAUUUGGUUAAAUAUUGAACUGUGAGAACUAGGCCAAUGGAAGACAAUUCAAAGUGUGAAUUUAUGAUGGGAUAAUUUCAUUGGCCAUAAGUAUAGUUCAAGCCAAGGCUAAAUAUGUGUGUACGCAGGGUUCAAAACAGUGUCAACUGUGAUGGCAUCAGUAACCUAAACUGUUGUUCAUUUAUUUCAUGUAUUUUUCAUACAUAAAUAAACAGAAAAAUUGAUGGUCUGGUUCAGAGUGACAUGUUUUCCACUAGAAUCGGCUGUCACUGGUUUCCUGGGUUUCUCCCACCUUCUGGGGUCAGGGGUCAGAUUUCUCUGGGGUCAAAUGGUAACCCCUGGGCUGGGAUAUCCCCAAUUGGCCCCUCCUCUACUCCUUUGUCGUCGCUCUACUUCUGUUUUUCAUCUUUCUAUGCUAGUCUUUAUCAGAUAUCCCCAUAUAAAAUAACUACAAUUAUACAUUUUCCAUCAUUUGAUUCAGAUGAUUAAUCUGCAUUUCUCUGUGCUACGUUUUCCACAUGUCAACUUAGAUGACCGGCAUAUAAGCCGGUUUUGAGCCAUGAAUAAGGGCUCCAUUUUCCAUGUCUGCCUCUCACCGGACUGGAAAAUACCAGUUUGCCGGUGGCACUGCUAUGCGAACUCCACAUGUGCAUGUUUAACAUUGAACCUGCCUGCAUUUCUACAAACUGGCCCCAGAUCAUCAAGUCUCAUUGAGAGUAGACUACAGUGGGUUUCCUAGGAUAUUAUAUAGAGGAAUUGCAUCAUCAGAUCAACUCGUUGUAACACUAGGAGACUGUGAGUGUGAAGAAAUGUUUGCCCACUGUCUGUGCACGGUUUAGACAUUGAUCCUGUCUAUGGAUGCUUCAUCAUUACAAAGACUCCUAUCAAUUCAUGCUCAUAUCUCAAAUCAGAAGCACAAGCCAGCAUAGUAAAGGCAUGUGAACCUAUUAGCUACUCCAGUCGCAUAUAUUUAUAUGAUACAUUGGAGUCAUUUAGCGGACGCAUUUAUCCAGAGCGACUUACAGGAGCAAUUAUGGUUAAGUGCCUUGCUCAAGAGCACAUAGACAGAUUUCUUCCCACUAGUUGGCUCUGGGAUUCGAACCAGCUGCCUUUCGGUUACAGGCCGAAUGCUCUUAACCGCUAGGCUACCUUCCACAUCACAUAGGCACUCAUAGGGUCUCUUCUAGAUACAGGCUACAUGCACAUAAUGGUUGUUGUAUGUAGUUGCCAUGGUUCACUUACUUUUGUGACAUAACCCGUUGUCUUUCUUAGAAAGAAACCCAUUGAAAGCGGGUUGGGAUGUGUGUGGGUGUGUGUGUGUGUUGGGUGAGGAACGUAACGGUGUGGUGUGAGUGUCAGACACUCUGGGGAGGUUAUUGUUGGCCAACCAUCAGUCGGAUCCAACACGUCUGCUUGGAUUUAAGGUGGGAAAACCCUAGUAGCUGGCCCAGACCAGUCAUCACCAACUCUAACCUAUAGGAUAUGUCUAAAAUGAUUCCCAUCUGCAGAAAGAGAGAGAGAGGAUAUCAAUUUUGAUCCAACUUGGCAAACAGGUGUCAUUGACUCCUGAGCGGCCAAUAGGAAAGGAGGGUCAGAGACUUGGCUUGAAUGUUAUUGGCUCCUGAACUGGACAAUAGGUGAGGAGGGGGGGUUCGGAAAAUUGGCUUGAACGGAUAGGAAGAGAUGAUACUGCAAUGGCACUAGUCAAGAAGACGUUAGUUGCCAUGGUUUCUGACAUGUUUGACUACCAAGUCUGUCAUUGACCCUUCGAUCUCAAAAGGCCCAUCUGUAGAUGUGACAGACAUUUUCUGCCAUUAUAAGUGGCCUAUCAGCUGGUGUUUUGGUGUUGACUAAUAGAUAUGUACACUGAACAAAAAUAUAAACGCAACAUGGAAAGUGUUGGUCCAAUGUUUCAUGAGCUGAAAUGAAAGAUCCCAGAAAUUUGUCAUAUGCACAAAAAGCUUAUUUCUCUCAGAUUUUGUGCACAAAUUUGUUUACAUCCCUGUUAGUGAGCAUUUCUCCUUUGCCAAGAUAAUCCACCUGACAGGUGUGGCAUAUCAACAAUUUGCAUGUUGACUGCAGAAAUGUCCACCAGAGCUGUUGCCAGAGAAUUGAAUGUUCAUUUCUCUACCAUAAGCCGCCUCCAACGUCAUUUUAGAGAAUUUGGCAGUACGUCCAAACAGACUCACAACCGCAGACCACGUGUAUCCACGGCUAGCCCAGGACCGCCACAUCCGGCUUCUUCACCUGUGGGGUCGUCUGAGACCAGCCACCCGGACAGCUGAUCAAACUGUGGGUUUGCACAACCGAAGAAUUUCUGCACAAACUGUCAGAAACCGUCUCAGGGAAGCUCAUCUGCGUGCUCGUCGUCCUCACCAGGUUCUUGACCUGACUGCAGUUCGGCUCGUAACCGACUUCAGUGGGCAAAUGCUCACCUUCGAUGGUCAUUGGCACGCUGGAGAAGUGUUCUCUUCACAGAUUAGUCCCGGUUUCAACUGUACCGGGCAGAUGGCAGACAGCGUGUAUGGCUUCAUGUGGCUGAGCGGUUUGCUGAUGUCAACGUUGUGAACAGAGUGCCUCAUGGUGGCGGGGUAAUGGAUUGGGCAGACAUAAGCUACGGACAAAAAACACAAUUGCAUUUUAUAGAUGGGAAUUUGAAUGCACAGAGAUACUGUGACGAGAUCUUGAGGCCCAUUGUCAUGCCAUUCAUGUUUCAGCAUGAUAAUGCACGGCACCAUAUCGCAAUGAUCUGUACACAAUUCCUGAAAGCUGAAAAUGUCCCACCAAUAUCCAGCAACUUCGCACAGCCGUUGAAGAGGAGUGGGACAACAUUCCACAGGCCACAAUCAACAGCCUGAUCAACUCUAUGCGAAGGAGAUGUGUCGCGCUUCAUGAGGCAAAUGGUGGUCACACCAGAUACUGACUGGUUUUCUGAUCCAAGCACUUACCUUUUUUUUAAGGUAUCUCUGACCAACAGAUGCAUAGCUGUAUUCCUUUCAUGUGAAAUCCAUAGAUUAGGGCCUAAUGAAUUUAUUUCAAUUGACUGAUUUCCUUAUAUCAACUGUGACUCAGUAAAAUCUUUCAAAUUGUUGCAUGUUGUAUUUAUAUUCUAGUUCAGUGUAGGAGGAAGUCGCCAUGUUCACGCUGCCAUGGUGGUUUAACCCCAUUGACCUGUUGGUUUAUGGCCAUAAUGUCAACGUAAAGAGCUGACACUGGUCAACCACAGUACAACUACAGGUCAAUGGGGUUAAACCUUUUAUUACGCUAGAAUUAUGCUAGAAAUGCAUUGCUUAUCGAAAACUGUUUUACUGGUUGAGAAGGAAAGCUUCCUACUCCACUGUGUGUGGACCAACCAUAUUGCUCAUUCACAAUUGGCUACUUUUCUCUCCACAGUUCCUGCAUGUUCCCCCAUUGACCCUUUGGCAAAAAUGUCAUAAUCUCUGAAGCGUGGUGGCUUUAUGGUAGCCUUCCCCUAACACCUUUGUCUAUGGUGGAAUGUACCGUCUGUAACUUGGGUUAUGAGAGUGUAUACCAAGAGGGGCUCAAGUAGGCUUAACCGGCCCAAGCCUUUCAGGUUCGGUACACUGCAGGCUCUAUUCUCCAAAUAUUCUAAGAAUGGACCAUGAAGCAGGCUAUGAUUGAUCCUCCUUAUUAAAGCAGUGUGGAAGAGGCCUGGUGGACACAGAGGAGAAGGGGGAGGGGGGCUGGAACACUGACCUCCAAUCAGGAGAACCUAUACUCCAGCAAGAUCCUCCUAUUGGACAUGGAGUCACCUGGACUGGAACCCAAACUGAAUAUUUCUCAGUUUCAACCAAAGUUUAGAUUCCAGGCUAGGAGUCACCUCCAUAGGAUAAUGCAAUGCUAUGAACCUGAAAUGAAUUCUGUGAGCUUGAAUAUGACCAAUGUGUCAAACAAAUUGUCCUUAUACCUUCAUUCAAGCAGGUAUAGGCUAUUGAGAAACCAUUAUUUAAACAAUAACGCACUAUGGUAAAAAUGUGUUGAGUUGAAUUAAAUAAAUAUUAUUUAUUUGUCUACAAAAUGGUGGAGGGUUGCCAGCCUGGCCAAGUUGUUUGGUAAUUUUCCAUCACCUCUGCGAGGAUCAAGUCUCCUCAACAAAGCCACUUGUUAUUCCUUAAGUAAGGUAGUGGGUAAGCAGGAUUUCCGUUUGCAACAAUUCGUGACAGCACACAUUAUUUUAAUACGCUUGCCAGACUGUUUAACACGGUCUAAGUAUAGGGAAACAUUUCUCGGCUGGCAUCCACCAGCAAUACGUAAACGUUGUGAAAUGCCGUUGUGAGGUGUGCUUGGUACCUUGAUCCGGAAGAGGGAUUUCAUAGACUAUGUACGUAGGUUGUAUUAGAGGGGGGGGGGGGGGGAAACACACACAUGCAAAACAAUUCUUACAUACACACUCAUUCAGAAUUCUUCAAGAUAGAGGCCAGGUCAUGUGAUAUGGCAAGCUUUUGAAGUUGAAUGAACUUCGGCCCAUUUCGGUUCCUGACAAACUGAAACCUAAAUCCUCUGUUUGGACUCAGUACGGUGUUAGGCCUUUACACCCCGGGCUGCUAAACCAGUGGUGUGUUUUCCCCUCCCUGCCCUAGACAGUGACCCCCUCACACCCUCCUUACCGUAAGAUCACUUGAGCUACUGCACGUACCCAAAAACUCAGAGUCCAAAUAUCUUCUCAAUGGCCCAUUUAACAACAAUUCAGUCUUGUGUGUAUUAGAGAGUCUAUUGUUUAUUUCAAAAGUGUCUAACAGUAUUUACAACCCAUGAUUAGACAGUAUUAGCUGUUGUUUAUUGUCACGAUUGCCAACUUCCAUGUACUGUAUCCCACGGUUAUGGGAAAAUGACGCUGGUGGCUUCCUUAUGAACACUGUGGUAAACCUUUCCGUGGCGAUAUUUUGGCCUUUUUGCAGCAAUUUUACACACUACGUUAAUCACACACAUGCUACUGUACGCUACAUGAUGUUUAGGGUAGUAAGGCCCUCAGCAGGUUAAAGUCUCUGUCAGGAUAUGUACGUGUUAAGCAAUCUCCACAUUAAGAAGUUCCCGUUAUUGUGUCAUCAUUUCGGUCAUGUGUAACUAUUGGCCCAGGCCCCGCCAGAGCUAUACCAGAGGAGGGCACACACGGCCUUCAACUGUCACUUUAAUAAUUCCCAGAGACAAGCUUUAACUAAAAGUACUGAACUGACUGGAACAUUAGGUGGCUAUUGUUCCAGAGACAAAAGGACAUUCUGUCCCCUAAAGAAACACUGAGGCGCAGAGUGAGGGAGAAAAUAGAACUAUGCGUUCAUAUGUAAUAUUGCAUCACUCUCACCCAACAGUGGCUAACCUAACUGUUUUUGUUGUUUGUUUGUUCUUGCAUUUCAGCUCCCAAGAGGAAGACAGCAGACCCAUAUCUCCUUUCUACACG